AUGACGCUUCCUCGACUUCUUCGCAGGCUGAGCCGCAAGAGCAUCGAUAAGUUGUCUGCCUUUGAUGCCCCUGUCCCUCCUGUUCCGGAACUUUCUCCUACACCGGACACCCUCUCACCUACCUCGGACGUCAAUUCGGAGCGUACCGCGGUCAAUUACUUUUCCUCACCCCUCCAAUCCCCUACUUCGGUGGUCAGCGUGCCUGAGGACAUCGUCUCGCAGAGCAUUACUGCCGCCGCUAAAGUGAUUACCAGGCACGAAGAAGAGUCGAAGAAUGACCGACUACUUGGAAAACUUGACGACAAGAUUACUGUGGUUACAACCGCGACGAGUUAUGUAACGGCCGUUGCUGCUCCGGUCAAAGCUGCUCUGGAUGCUAUAUACAAGCUGGAGGAAGCAAAGAAGUCUAACGAUGACACCGUGAAGGCUCUGUAUAUCAAGAUGAAAGAUAUGAUGGAUGUGCUACUUCAGUUGCGCGACGUUAGAGAUCCCACGUUAGUUGGCCCCAACGGGCUCACAGCUAAACCAAGGAUGCAAGAACUAGUGGAACAUAUGGCCGGUGAUAUCAAAGACUGCGGUAACGCUUGCGACGCAUACUCAAGGGUCAAGCCCGUGACGAAAGUCCUUUUGGGACCAGUCUGGGUAGGACGGCUGAGCAAGUUCAUCGACGUCUUCGCGCAAAGACGACAAGAUUUCGAGUUCGCGUUGUCCAUUCAUACAGGCCGUGGAGUAGACGAAGUCAACCGGAAGAUGGACGAACUUAACGAGCAGACGAAGCAAUUCGCCGAGAUGUUCGAGCACUUUAUGAAGACAUGUAUCCCACCGGGGCAAGCCCAGCUCGUCGACUUCGUACAAGCAAAGGGGGGCCCUCAAGCAGUUCUCCAGGAUGAAGAAGCCCUUCGACAAUUAAGUGCACGACAAUCCACCAGUACAUCGAGACUUGCUACAGCCAGCGUGUCUACUGGACGAACGCGCCAUAAGGAACACCUCGCGCGUAUCACCGGAGAGGCUGCUGAUCCCAAAGACGACUUCAAGCGCCUCCAUGAGGAACUUGCUCUCGAUCCCGAGGCUGUCAUCGAAAACAACAUGAAAUUGUUCCAGCCUAGGUUCGAAAUGCAACAGAAGCAUCUUUUGGAGGAGAUGGAAAGCAUUGUCCACCGAGAAAGCGAUCGCGUAAUUGAUGCAGUGAAUUCGGGGCCACACGUGAAAGUUGUGGACAAGGCAUGGCGUGGGAGUGUCAAAGCACGACACUUGGCUCUUGCGCUUCGCGACCAUUACCAAGAAAGGGCAGAGAAGAGAGAGAAUGGUGGUCACAGACAUCGCACGCGAAGCGAUGCGGAUGCUUGGGCACUAGAAUGGAUCAGCCUCAAGCGACUCCAACCAAUCAUAGACGCCAUAGACGACGACGCGUCAGGGUUCAUCACGAUUUCAGAAGUUAAUAACUUCACGACGUCUCGCCCGGUGAAUUGGAGCCUGCCGCAACGGCUAGCAUACUGGUCCAUCGGUUGGCAAGCAUUCUCUACUGUAUACGCCCACAAAAUCGAGGCAUUACUAGGAAAGAUGUUCGCCCUGAGAAAUGCGACUCGCGGAGCUGACAAUGAGGCCAUUCGCGGGAAGAUCGCGCCCGCCUUCCGUGAGGCGAAUUGUCGCUCUGUCGAUCACUAUCUCGAGGUUGUGUGGUCGGGAACCAUCAUGCUGACUCGCGCACUACAGAAAGUGCACGUGGAGGAUUCUUUGCUCGCGCGAUUUCAAAGCUACAUUGACAGUGAGGAAGAUAGGAUGAAAAGCAAUUUGGAGCACAUCAAAUAUCACAUUGAUGGCAUGCACACUCUACUUCAGGUCAUGGGUUCUGGCAGGAUUGAAAGAUAUUUAUUCCCGAUGCUCUAUUUAUUCUUGAGACGGGAUCUGGAAAUCAUUCGUUUAUGCCACAAGAAAGUCAUCCAGCCUGCUGAGUUGAAUCAAUCAGCGGCGAACAUUAUCUGGUUGCUCGAAGCUGUAGCUGAGCGUCACACUUCCCUGGAGGAAACCUUUCGAGAGCAAAAUAUUGAUGUGGCGCAGCAAUUCAGCGCAACAUCAUGUGGCCUGUUUGCAUUUUGGCAUGAUGACACCGCGCUAUUCGGCCGUGAACACAUGCGCAACUUCCCAUUCCAUGACACACUACUCGAGGAUUGGGCGGACAAACCCCAUAUGCCUCCGGAGGCUGUCUUGAAUUAUCCACUCUCCAGCGAGUAUCCCUAUGACUGUGCCACGGAAGCAAUCCCUCCAUUCGAAGAAACGAAAGAAGACAUGACCGCGGAGCCGCUCAUUGGAUCAAUAAUUGGCCCUUGGACGGGUUUCAUGGUGAUGAAUGAUGAAUUUCCGGCUCAACCGACGUUCCACCUGAACAUCCACGCGUCGUCAGAACGCGGGCGGUUCGAAGCAUCUGGUAUCGCAUCCGAUGGUGCAUUCUUCCGCGGAUCUGGUACUGUCACCUUCCCAUCGGACAGCGACGGACCCCUUUACAUCUUCAAAAUGAUGUUCGACAGGUCGUGCGUCUCUGUCUGGACCCUCAAUGGGUCUCUGAAUGAUGAUGGAGAGACGUUGUCUGGGAGCUGGGGAUACAAUUCCUCGGAUAGACGUAACGUUUUCGUCUUCUCCAGAACUCGCAGAGCUGUGGAAACGACAGUGGCACUAUUCCUCGAUAUCGGCCUCAGCAGGAACCGUGCAUUAUGGCAGUUUGCAAUCAGCAGUGUCGUCGAGCGCAUUCGAAGGCAGGCUGCCUUCUGGAGAUCAUUUAAACAGCAACGUUUCAAUAGGAGUAGAUACAUAGAGCUGAUGAACCGCCGGCGUGGUUUUGGGCGUCAUUUAGACUCCUAUGAGGACCGAGAACUCGAGCGAUGCUUGCGUAGCCUUUCAGCUCUGGAAGCGCGGACAUACGAAACCUUCCGCCUCCAUCGACUUCGAACGACCCCUUCUUAUCUUUGCGGAGGGAACAUUCUCGGUUCUCGAAUUGUGUGCAUCGAUUGCGACGUCGCAAACACUGUCGAUCUAUGCGACGAUCCGCGAUGUUCCCUCACACGAGUAGAUCUAGAACGCCGACCAGACCUACCGUCGCCUCAUCUAUCAUCACACUCCGUCUUCAAGGUGCGAAAGAUGCUUCAUCUCAAAGAUUUCGGAAAGGUCGACUCCGCUGCCCGGGAGGCGCUGAAGAGGGCGACAGCCACGUUGAGAGAUGGCAACGACAUUGACCCAAAGGAAACUGAGAACGUCAAAGAUACAUUCAUUUGCACAAGUUGCGACGCAAAGGGUGCCGUAUCAAUAGGGCAGCACCGGGCAGACCACGCCCUUGUGAAAUGUGGCUCGUCGGGGAUUGGCGGGCCGUCGCUGACUAUAGAGCAUCGACUGGAAGUCUUGGAGAGACGGUUCGGCGCGGUGGAUCACAAGCUUGCGCAGCUGGACGUUCGUUUGGAUUUCGCCAAAUAUUUUACCCCUCAGACCUAG
Molecule: messenger RNA, 3480 nt
Organism: Postia placenta MAD-698-R-SB12
Lineage: Eukaryota; Fungi; Basidiomycota; Agaricomycetes; Polyporales; Adustoporiaceae
Exons: 15
Coding region: 1-3480 (1159 amino acids)
Source: RefSeq, a predicted model, not a curated record